Prorocentrum cordatum is the source of this 2190-nucleotide messenger RNA. NCBI's taxonomy places the organism in Eukaryota, Dinophyceae, Prorocentrales, Prorocentraceae. The record is from the annotation of a GenBank genome assembly.
AUGGAGCACAAGAGAGCGCUGGCGACAUACCAGGCAGAGACAGCGCGCCAACCCCCAGCGCGGCAGGCGGAGUGGCAGGCACCCGUCGUUGGCGACCUUUUCGACGACAUCGACGAGUAUGACGAAGAGGACAGAACGAAGCUCACGAAGUUCAAACACGACUUGGAGGCGUUCGGCAAGCUGCUCCAGAUGGCGGCGGCGCAGUACCGACAGUUCAACCAGUGCAAGCAGCAGGCUGACACCUUGCGCACGCAUGCCGAGAGGAAGCGCAAGGCGGCGGAAGGCAACGAGGCGCAGAUUCGCGAGCGGAAGGAAGUGGCUGAGAAUAUCAAAAAGCAGGCUGAGCAGAAUGCGCAGGCGGCCAAGGGUAGAGUUGCAGGCAAGGCUACGCCGCACAAUAACGCUGUCCUCGGCAGCGAGGGGGCGGCCGAUGCUGGUUAUGAGCGUGACGCAGGGGGGGAGAAAUAUAUGAUCACGAUGUGCGAGACGCAUUUAGACGGCACGAAGCUCGAGGAGGCACGGGGCAAGGUUGCACGAGACGGGCGGAAGAUGAUGGGCGCGGCAGCAGCGGCCACGAAGCGCUCGGAGAAAGGUACCACGGGCGGCGAUAUCAUACUGUCAAGGACGCGCUUGGCGCGCUUUGGGCAUGAUGUGCCGCGGAGAAGGAUUGUGGACAAUGGCGAGGUCGACCCGUUCAGGCGCAUCGCGGCGCUCAGUGCCCACGCGCGCUCGGGCAACGCAGCGUUGAUCGCGGCCUGCCUAGUGCCAGGCGAAGGUUUCACAGGGUUCAUCAAAUCGCUAACGGGCCCUUGGGUUGCCCCUGCGUGUUGGAACAUACUUGCGGACCGCAUGGAGGAGGUUGCGCUGUCAGGCAGGCUCGGUGGAGCGGCGAUUAGACCAGACGUAAAGAUCACCUGCGACAAGGGCAGAGACAGCCUCAUAGACAGGGGAACCGCGAGGGUGGACUUCGCGACCAGGCGGACGUUAGUGGCCGAUGGACGGGUACCAUGGCGAAACCACUGCGGCCUGAGCUUGGAGAUCAAGGGCACCGAACAGGAGCGGUGGCAUAGACAGCUCGAGACCCCGAAAGCGCUCCCAUACCACGCCAGACCACGGAAGGCGACGGACCCGAACACCAAGGCAAGCAGGAAAAAGCAGGCUCAGAACCUACAGGAGGCGCACGAGGAGGCCACCGCGGUGCCCGAGGAGGAGACGCAGGCCCAGGACGAGAGGGGCGACGCGAAUGCCUACAUUAUUGAGGACGGCAUAUGGGAGAAGGCAGGCACGACGAAUCACAACAUGGAGCCCGUGGAGGAGAUGCUCGCCACAGGCGACAGGAUGACCAUCGGGAGCGAGCAGCACAAGAAGCACGAGAACCUGCUCGCGGAGAGGCACAGCGACUGGGUCGCCGAGGUGGAGGAGGCCAUCUUGCAGGCCGAGAAUAUGACGAGCAGGAGGACGGACGCGCACGCGAUAUGGGCCAGCAAUAUUCUGGCGAUUGAGACGAUUAGAUGUCAGCCGCUGGUGCCGAAUGGCACAGACGACCAGCAACAGAGGAAGUGCAUCCACUGGAUUAGGAAGCAGUUGGAGGCGAUCAACGACAAGCCCCACAAGGGGGCGUUCGGCAAGCACGCGGCCGCCAACAACAUUGGACUGCACUUCGAGAUGGCGGGUGACAUCACAGAGUUGGACUUGGGUCAGUUCGGUCACCUGGUUGAGCAGACAGAGAUGCAGCCAGCCACGGCACCAUCCAGACCGACGGCAUCGGCCAGGAAAAGCUCUGCGACUUGGGCGAAGAAGGCGCGGCAGAGCAAGGCGGGCGCGCCGCGCGGACGCGCCGGGCCCAAAGUGGCGCCCAAGUUCGAGGCGGAUGCUGGACCAGACUUUGCCACGGCCGACCCGACGGUCACCAUGAACGCGAAAGCUAAGGUGCGGGAGAACAUAUGGACGGACCCCAUGGACGAGAGGAAGCAUUGCAUCCCGCAGUUAAAGACCACCAGGAGAAGGGCGGUGGCUGAGGAUCGGGAACCGAUCGACGUGGAGACGUCGAACAGGGCGCUUCGGGCCACCUCGGCGUCGAAGGCGAAGGGGCUGGGCCAGCUGGGCCCCGCCGACAUUGACGGGCCCCCCUUGCGCGGCAAGCAAGAGCCGAUGGAUCGCAUGGGGGGAAGCGAGAGACACUUUACAUAG